CCGGCCCCGUGCCGGGCCCCGAGCACACCCAGGCGGGUGUGAGCAGCGCGGGGCCGCCCAGCGCGGAGCCCGGCCCUCGCCCGGCACCGCGGCCGCGGGAGCGCAGCGUCGCGGGGAGCAGCAGCAGGAUACCUCUGCCUGGGACAGCCCAGCGCUAUGGCAGACCCUCCCGGCUGCGGCCGGCCCUGCGCCACGUGCCUGCUCUGCCUCUACAGCUGCCAGUGGAUCACUGCCAAGAAGGAGAAGAGGAAGGGCCUGAGAACCACCAAGUGCGACUGCAGCUGGUUCCUUUUCCUCUUCUGCGUCUUCCUCUUCACACUGGUGUGGCUGUACUUCGCCAUCAUCAUCCUCAAUGAUUUCCACAACUUCAAUGAGUUCAUCUUCAAGCAGAGGAAGUUGUGGCUGGACUGGUCCCUGGUCCUGCUCACAGCCACGGCUGUGCUGAUCACCUACUCUGCCGUGCUGCUGGUCCUUGCUCUGUGCUUGCAGCUCUGUGGCCAGCCCUUGAAGCUACACUGGCUGCACAAGACCCUGCUGAUCCUCACUGCCCUGGUGGUGGCUGCAGCCUUCACAGGACUGGGAAUAAAGUGGGCGGAGGAGUGGAGAAGUGCACGUACCUCCCUGCAGGCAACAGGUCCCUUCCUGCACAUUGGAAUUGUGGGGGGAAUGACGCUCCUUGCCUGGCCUCUGGCCAGCUUCAUCUACCGUACCCGCAAGACAGGUCUCAAGGUGUUUCUGCUGAUUCUGUAUUGCAUGGUGAUGAUCGUGCUGUACCUGGCUCCCCUGGGGAUCACCUCCCCUUGCAUCAUGGAGGAGAACCAGCUGCCCCCCAAGCCAGCCCUGGUUGGCCACCGAGGAGCACCCAUGCUGGCCCCCGAAAACACCCUCAUGUCACUGCAGAAGGCAGUGGACUGCAACGUGCAAGUCUUUGAGACAGACAUCAUGGUGAGUGCUGACGGGGUCCCAUUCCUCAUGCAUGACGAGGAACUCACCAGGACCACCAACGUGCAGGAUGUGUUCCCUGAGAGGGCUGCCCUGAACAGCACCGCCUUCAACUGGACAGACCUGCAGCAGCUGGAUGCGGGCAGCUGGUUCCUGGAGCGGAGGCCGUUUCCCACCGUGCAGAGUCUCUCUGUGGGCGAUCGCUACCGAGCAACUAAACAGAGGAUCCCGUCCCUGAAGGAGGCGCUAGAGGCAGCCAAGCAGAGCAACCUCUCCAUCAUGUUCGACCUCCGCCCCGAGAACCACAGUGACUACCAGAGCUUCGUCAAUGCCACCCUGGAAGUGAUCUUACAGUCGGGCAUCCCACUGCAGCAGGUCCUCUGGCUGCCGGAUGGGUUCAGGGAACAGGUCAAACAGCAAGCCCCAGACAUUCAGCAAGUUUACGGACGGAAGAGACUCCAGGAUGAGAAGGAGCCACUGCUGCAUGUCAAUCUGCCCUACCAGGACAUGAGCUUUGAGGAGAUCAGGCAGUACCACCAGGACAACAUCUCUGUCAACCUGUACGUAGUGAACCAGCCCUGGCUCUUCUCAGUGCUGUGGUGCUCUGGGGUCAGCUCUGUCACCACCAAUGCCUGCCAGGUGCUGAAGGAGAUGAAACGCCCGAUCUGGCUGCUUCCCAGCAGCACAUAUCUCAUGAUCUGGGUUGUUGUGGACUGCGCUUCCUUCCUCGCCAUCCUCUGGGCCUUCUUCUUGCUCAAGAAAUGCUCGCAGAGAAGGCGGCCAGCGGAGUCCGAGACAGACGUGCUGCUCACAAAGAUCAACAGCUUGAUGCAGGAGUGAUCCCGCAGGGCUCCUACAGUGGGGGGCAGCCAGAGCCCUGCACCGCUGCGGUGGGGAGCAUCCCUCAGGCCAAUUCGAGGCUCCUUUCCUUCGCAGGCUCCUUCCUGAGGCUCCCAUCCCCUGUAGUCUUCCUGGCUCCUUUCGUGGUGCACAGCUGCCCUCAGCUGAAAAGGCCUGGAAGUGGGUUCCCAGUUCCCACAGGCAGUGAGAACUGGAGUCUUUGCAGAGGGUUCCUGGGGCUGGCUUGUGCCUGGGGGCUGAGCACUCAUCCAGCGGUGCUGGGGCUGAGACUUCUGCACUGGCCUUUGGAGACUGGUGGGGGUUUGGGGGUCUGAGUCACUAUUUGGUGCAGGGGAAGGGCAGCCUCUGCCUGUCAUCAGCAGCUCUGCAGAGAGGUGGUGGAUGCACCAUCCCUGGAGCAUUCAUGGCCAGGCUCGAUGUGGUUCUGAGCAGCCUGGUCUAGUUGAAGAUGUCCCUGCUCAUUGCAGGAUAGCUGAGCUGUGAGGGUCCUUCCAACACAAACCAUUCCAUGAUUCUAACUCUGCAGCCAGCAAUAGGAAACCUUGUUUGAAGUGCUGCUCCUGGGGGCUGCCCUGCCCUUGGCUUGAGGAAUGGGACGGGGGGGUUGGGGGUAGUUUUUCACUAGCUGGAGGGGAGCUGAGCCCUGCACACCCUUGUGCUGCACACAAGUUUUGCCCCUGCUGUUGGCUUCAUGCUUGCACACCAGGGUGCUGGCAUCCCAUGUAGCACUUGGUGCCUGUUGCUGUGUGGGGAAGGGAGCAGGGGCUGGGGCUGAGCAGGGGCUGGGGCUGGGGGGACCACAGUCACGGUCCUGCUACCCCAAGGCUGCGGGGAUGGGCAGGGAGGGGAGUGGUGGGGCUCAGGACUGAAGCAGGGCCUGGAGCUUGGGAAGGGGGUCGGGUCAGUUUUACUUGUUUGUAUUUAUGUCAAUAAACCGGCCAAGUGCCAGCCAGCGCCUG
Molecule: messenger RNA, 2762 nt
Organism: Strigops habroptila (Kakapo)
Lineage: Eukaryota; Metazoa; Chordata; Aves; Psittaciformes; Psittacidae
Gene: GDPD2
Product: glycerophosphodiester phosphodiesterase domain containing 2
Exons: 16
Coding region: 157-1782 (541 amino acids)
Biological process (GO): lipid metabolic process
Cellular component (GO): membrane
Molecular function (GO): glycerophosphodiester phosphodiesterase activity
Source: RefSeq, a predicted model, not a curated record